Messenger RNA from Dunckerocampus dactyliophorus (ringed pipefish), 2757 nucleotides. RefSeq names its product mucin-2-like. NCBI's taxonomy places the organism in Eukaryota, Metazoa, Chordata, Actinopteri, Syngnathiformes, Syngnathidae. The record is from RefSeq and is a predicted model, not a curated record. The transcript has 8 exons. The coding region runs from base 122 to 2395 and encodes 757 amino acids.
GGCCCCUCCCACCUCAGCAAAAGCAUUACAUACUGCUGGUGCUUGUGCUCUUAGCAACGGUGCCUCAGCAACAGAGCCAAGGCAACAGAGCUCCACGGCAACAGAGUGCCGUGUCUCCCCAAUGGAGUUGCCAUUGGGCGGACCAGCUCUCAGGCACUACACCCAGAGCAGACCAAGACCUCACCGGCAAAAACUCAACUAUCGUCCCAGCAGACCGCAGGAGACAAUAAUUGAGAGUGAAAAUGAAGUCCUUGAGCUCAUCGGGCGUGUUGAUGAAGGAGUGGAGGAGUUCUUUACCAAGAAAGUUCUUCCUGCUGAGAUGGAGAAAAAGCAAGAUGAGGAACCAUUACACGAGGAGUCCAUCACAGUGGACGAAGUGGUUCCUGCCACCUCAAUCCCCUGCCCACCCCCCACAAAAACACUCAGGAGGAAGCUUGGGGAUUUCUUUACCCUCAGAAAGAGACGAGGUGUGAAAUCAGAGCCUGGCCAUGAGGGCCGACCCAAGAAGGCUUCCAUCGCUGAUCUCAUUCGUCCUCUUAGGGAGGCGGCCAGAGCCGAGAAAGAAAAAGAUAAGGACAGAGUCAAAGAACACGACAAGGAGAAUGAAAAGGAGAAAGGGAAAGAGCAACCCAGUAGUAUCACCGGAGAGUUAGCUGUGCAGGAAACACUCGCCUCGGAUGCGCCGCCACUGAGGGGAGAAGUGGCGCCACCACGCCGUGCUCUCAGAGAAGGGAAAUCCCAGUCUCUUAUUUUACUGUCUGGUUCAGCAGCAGGGACCGCCAAUGCCAGAAAGAAACAACUUGAAGGACAACACAGCUUUGAACAGAAACUUCAUCUUAUGCUUCAGCGUAUUGGAGUUUCCAAAGCUCAGCCAGAAGAGACACAGAAUCCAGAGAGAGAGAUGAAAAAGGCAGAAUCUGAAGGCACCAUUAUUGACAGUAAAGCUGAGCCAACACCGACUUUCACAAAACACAGAACUAUGUCAGCAUCAUCAGAUACGAGGCAUCAAAUUCGACCAAGCAUGUCAGCACAUGAGUCAGCUGGAAAGCCACCAUUGCUUCCAAAGCCAGUCAUCAAGCCCACAUCUGGCCGCAACACGCCUGAGAAUGAGCUGGUCCAAAUAGAAGAAGGGGAAACAAGCACACCCACUAACAUAAAGAGUCCAACUGCUGCUCCAUCUGGCCCCGCUACUCCUGCUGUAACCACAAACGUCACCUCUGACUCGACCAAUGCUCCUAUUUCCUCUUCUUGUACUGUAACAUCCGACUCUGACUUACCUACUGUUAACACUGAUGCAACACCCACAAAAGGUACAGAUCAAGAUGGCAAACCUUCUGAGUCGAAAGCUGAGCCUGUUAGCACAGAACCAUCCUCCUCUAGUUUCCCAACAACUCUUACAGAACCCUCCACCCCUGUCCCUAGUACUUCCACUUGCUUGGAGUCUAUUACUCCGAGCUUCUCUGCCACUUCCGACUCGACAACUUCCGUAACCAUCUUGGAAAACGUUUAUGAUAAUCGCAGUGAAAGCCUGGCAAAAUCAACAGAUGUGUCAGUAAAGCCGGCAAGACCAGAGUCAAAUGGCACAGUUUCAGUUGGUGAUGAAGCCAUUACUGUCAUCGCCACUGCAGCAACGACUAUCCAGGUAGCAGAUGUCAAACCUGAUGCUGCAACCACCACCAGUUCUGUUACUGUAGCUAGUGAUGACUUAAUUUCAGUCCCCCCUACAAGCCCGAUAUCGUCAAAAAGCACUAAAAGCACAUGUGUGGCCCAGAGCUCAACUCCUCCCACAUCUGAUACCCCCAUUACCAGCCCCUCCACCCUUCCUCCUGCCAGCACCAACUCCAUUACCACCACAACAUCUACUGACUGCAUCGACUCUUCUUCCUCCAUUGUCCCCCACUCCCCAUCCAGCAAAAUCAACAUCACAGACUCCAUCUCCACUACCACAAGUAACGCAGGUGUAACGACCACAGAUGCAAUUACCUCCCCGCUCACGACUGACCCACUUUCCUAUAAGAAGACCAGCUCAGUUAUUACCUGCCUCCUUGCUUCUGAUGACUCCAGUUUAACCACUCCAGCACUCACCCAUGAUAGUCCAGGACAAGAUUUACAGGCAAAUAUUGAUGAAAGAUCAAGUCCGACGUUUAAGGACAUAGACGUGGAGCAAAAGAGCAAACAAACUGAAGGCAAGGUAGUCACGGAUGAUGCAGAAGAGAGUGAGCCUUGUAAGGAGAAAGCAACUCAAGAAAACAGUGAUGUGACAAAGAAAGAAGUGCAAGAGGCAAGUGUGAAAGCUGAAGAUAUCGCGGUGGCAACUGAAGUGGUGGCGACUGAACCUGAAUUGGAAAAGGAGCGCCUAAACCCAGAAGAAACAAAGUCUGUGGAUGGAAAGUAAUUAAAAAGAAUAUAUAUGGAAUUGCUUAAUUUGGGACCAACUACUGUGAAGUAGGCAGGUUAGGCCACAGUAAAGGGUAAAGGUUAAAUGAUCCAUGGCACUUCCUAUACAGGGACCACCAACACAACAGCAGCACACCACACACACGGUGGGCCACUGGACCAAAGAACUGAGAUCCCCUUGGUGUGAUGUAAUCAACAAUUCCAGCAGUGUCUUUGUCCUUUUUUUAAACUUGUGUUUGAAUUUUGCAUUGCACGUAUGAUUAUGUACCAUAAGAAAAAUACUGUGUUUUAAAGACACCAUGUUUACAAUAGAUGGAUAAGAGAAAAUAGAUAUGACUAUUAAAUGGAUUAUUGAAUUGA